AUGAUCAUGAAGACCUUUGUGCUGAUCCUGGUUCUACUGUGUGUCUUCAUCCACACAGCUGAAGGACUUCAAUGCAGACGUUGCUAUGGUUACUCGUCAUGUGAUCAAACACCACAGAUAUGUUCAGGAAGUCAAACGUUCUGCUUCUCACGUGCCACCACAGAUUACAUUGGUUAUGAGAGGUACACAUAUCAUUAUGUGGAGAAGGGAUGUGCGUCACAUGACAUGUGCACGUCGACCGGCAGUCACGUGGUGUCACAUGACAUUGGUUAUCGGGCUCAUGUCACCAACACCACCUGCUGCGACACCGACAACUGCAACGAUGCUGUCGCUGACUAUUCGAUGCCGUCGCCCCCUGCUGGACCUCUGCAGUGCUACGGCUGUGACCCCUCCAGGCACGAGUGCAUUGCCAACGUGACCUGCCGUGACCACGAGUCCUGCUUCCAAUCAUUCCCAAGCCCUUACAGCAGCCAUUGGUUAUAUUAUGGCUGCAUCUCGGAGAACGUGUGCAGCAACAGCAGUCUCUCUACACUCGUCGGCCAUGUGUCCUGCUGCAACACUUCCCACUGCAACGUCCCAGAGCUGGGGAUUCAGUGCCAGACAUGUGUGAAUUACGACUGCUCUUCUCAGCGUUCGGUCUUCUGCUCCAACGACGUAACAAUGUGUCACAGCCAGUACCGCUCAGAUACCUAUCCUGAUGGGACUUAUACACAUUUAGAGAAGGGUUGUGCUUCCUCUGAGAAGUGCCCAUCUACAGGAAGUCACUUGAGUUCACAUAACAUUGGUUCUGGGUCGAGUCUCAUCUACACCUCCUGCUGCGACACAGACAACUGCAACAAUAAUGACACUGCGUGUGUUCACCCUGUCCUCUCUCUCACAGAGCUGGGGAUUCAGUGCCAGACAUGUGUGAAUUACGACUGCUCUUCUCAGCGUUCGGUCUUCUGCUCCAACGACGUAACAAUGUGUCACAGCCAGUACCGCUCAGAUACCUAUCCUGAUGGGACUUAUACACAUUUAGAGAAGGGUUGUGCUUCCUCUGAGAAGUGCCCAUCUACAGGAAGUCACUUGAGUUCACAUAACAUUGGUUCUGGGUCGAGUCUCACCUACACCUCCUGCUGCGACACAGACAACUGCAACAAUAAUGACACUGACGAGCUGGGGAUUCAGUGCCAGACAUGUGUGAAUUACGACUGCUCUUCUCAGCGUUCGGUCUUCUGCUCCAACGACGUAACAAUGUGUCACAGCCAGUACCGCUCAGAUACCUAUCCUGAUGGGACUUAUACACAUUUAGAGAAGGGUUGUGCUUCCUCUGAGAAGUGCCCAUCUACAGGAAGUCACUUGAGUUCACAUAACAUUGGUUCUGGGUCGAGUCUCACCUACACCUCCUGCUGCGACACAGACAACUGCAACAAUAAUGACACUGACGUGCCCCCUCUUGGCUCUCUGCAGUGCUACGGCUGUGACAUUCAUGAGGAUCACUGCACUGCCAACGUGACCUGCCGUGAACAUGAGACCUGCUUCAAAUCCUCCACACACUACAAUAACGAACUCCACUUUGGCUGCAUCUCGGAGAACGUGUGCAGCAACAGCAGUCUCUCUACAACACUGUACGGACUCAACAAUGUGUCCUGCUGCGACACGCCCCACUGCAACGUCCCAGGUCUGUUCUUUGUUCUCUGUAACCUGUCUACUUCUCUUAAUGCAGGGGUCCCUGGUUUAGUUUAA
This is a messenger RNA of Knipowitschia caucasica, 1725 nucleotides long. Lineage: Eukaryota; Metazoa; Chordata; Actinopteri; Gobiiformes; Gobiidae. The record is from the annotation of a GenBank genome assembly.